GUAAGAAAAAGAAAAGAGAGAUUUCUAUUUUACCCAACCCAACUGGAGCGAUCUUGGAUAUGCAUACACACUACGCGAUUUAACUCACUGCUCACUCUCGGAUCUCGUUUUUACACCCCUCUCUCUCUCUCUCAUUUCUUCUUGGUGGCGGAAAUGGCGUUAAUGGCGGUUCUGGAGUCAGAUCUCCGUGCACUUUCCGGUGAAGCUCGCCGGAGAUACCCUGCUAUUAAAGACGGAGCUGAGCACGCUAUCUUAAAGCUGCGGUCGUUAUCGAGUCCGGAUGAAAUUGCACAUAAUGAAGAUAUUUUGCGCAUCUUUCUUAUGGCUUGCGAGGUUAAAACUGUCAAGCUUAGUGUCAUUGCAUUGUCUUGUAUGCAGAAGCUUUUGUCACACGAUGCGGUUGCUCCUUCUGCGUUGAAGGAGAUUCUGGAUACUCUUAAAUACCAUGGGGAGAUGUUAGAUGAGAGCGUGCAACUUAAGACUCUGCAAACCAUAUUGAUAAUAUUUCAGUCUCGGCUACAACCAGAUACAGAGGAGCAUAUGGCACUAGCUCUUGGUAUUUGUCUGAGGCUUCUUGAAUAUAACAGAUCUUCCGACAGUGUUCGCAAUACUGCUGCUGCGACUUUUAGACAAGCAGUGGCUUUGAUAUUUGAUCACGUUGUUUCUGCUGAGGCACUUCCUACCGGAAAGUAUGGUUCUGGAGGAUAUAUAUCUCGAAGUAAUUCAGUCACAAGUGACGUUAAUCGCAAUAUUAACCACUUAGAGUCAUUGGAACAAGAAUUUAUAUCUGGGGGGUCACCAAUUAUGAAGAAAACCCUUACAAAAUCUGGAAAUCUUGGGCUGCUGUUACUUGAGGACCUGACAGCUCUUGCUGCAGGUGGAUCUGCAUCUUGGUUACGUAUUACUUCUAUACAGCGGACUUUUGCACUUGAUAUACUCGAGUUUAUUCUGUCUAAUUAUGUUGUAGUAUUCAGAACUUUGCUUCCAUACGAACAGGUCUUGCAUCACCAGAUUUGCUCACUACUCAUGACUUCAAUUCGCACCAACACUGAGCUUGAAGGAGAAGUCGGAGAGCCUUAUUUCCGUCGCUUGGUCUUGCGAUCAGUUGCCCAUAUAAUUAGGCAUUACAGUAAUUCCCUUGUAACUGAAUCUGAGGUAUUUCUUAGUAUGUUAGUGAAGGUCAUAUCUCUAGAUAUGCCACUGUGGCAUCGCAUACUUGUCCUUGAAAUCUUGAGGGGUUUUUGCGUGGAAGCCCGGACUUUAAAAAUUCUUUUCCAAAAUUUUGACAUGAAUCCUAAAAACACAAAUGUAGUAGAGAGUAUGGUGAAAGCUCUUGCUCGUGUCGUGUCAAAUGUACAGUUUCAAGAAACAUGUGAUGAGAGCUUGGCAGCUGUUGCAGGAAUGUUCAGCAGUAAAGCUAAAGGGAUUGAGUGGAGUUUAGACAAUGAUGCAUCGAAUGCUGCUGUGUUGGUAGCAAGUGAAGCCCAUGCAAUAACUUUGGCAAUUGAAGGCUUGUUGGGGGUGGUUUUUACUAUAGCUACUUUGACUGAUGAAGCUGUAGAUGUUGGCGAGCUAGACUCUCCAAGUGAUUGCGAUCCACAUGUGAAGUCUACGGGAAAAGCUGCAGUUCUCUGCAUGUCGAUGGUUGAUUCAACUUGGUUUACCAUUCUUGAUGCUCUGUCUCUCGUAUUGACAAAGUCACAAGGAGAGGCUAUUAUAUUGGAGAUGUUAAAAGCUUAUCAAGCAUUUACUCAGGCAUGCGGGAUGCUUGGUGCUAUAGAACCUUUAAAUUCGUUUUUGGCAUCUCUUUGCAAAUUCACAAUCAAUAUAUCCAAUGAAACUGAAAAGAGGAGUGUGUUGCUUUCUCCCGGGUCAAAGCGGCUAGAAACAUCGGCUGAGCAAAGAGACUCUGUGGUCCUUACUUCAAAAAAUGUGCAGGCACUGAGGACUCUCUUCAAUAUAGCUCAUCGAUUGUACAAUGUGUUGGGCCCUUCAUGGGUGUUGGUUUUGGAGACUCUAGCAGCUCUUGACCGAGCUAUCCAUUCUCCACAUGCAACAACACAGGAGGUCCCUACAUCUGGUGUAAAACUUACCAGAGAAUCAUCUAGCCAAUACAGUGACUUCAAUAUUCUCUCAUCUCUAAACUCCCAACUUUUUGAGAGCUCCGGAAUGAUGCAUGUAUCUGCUGUUAAAUCACUCCUGUCUGCACUACGUCAGUUGUCCUAUCAAUGCAUGCAAGGAACUCUAGGUGGUCCCGGACAAGCAUCAAGUCAAAAAAUUGGAAGCAUCAACUUCUCAGUGGAAAGGAUGAUUUCUAUACUCGUUAGUAAUCUUCACAGGGUGGAGCCUUUAUGGGACGAUGUUGUUGCGCAUUUCCUUGAGCUUAGUAAUAGUACCAAUCAGCAUUUGCGUAAUUUGGCGCUACAAGCGCUAGAUCAAUCGAUUUGUGCUGUUUUAGGUUCAGAUGAAUUUCAGAACAAUGGGUCUGCUGGACUUCGUGUCCCAUCUAGGAAGAUAAUAACAAUGCCUUCUGAAUUGGGUUCACUGGAGUGCUCUGUCAUUUCUCCAUUAAGGGUCCUGUACUUUUCAACUCAAAACCCUGAUGUUCGUUCUGGAUCUUUGAAAAUACUGCUGCAUGUGUUAGAGAGACAUGGAGAGAAGUUGUAUUUCAGCUGGAAUAGUAUUCUUGAAAUGCUAAGGUCUGUGGCUGAUGUACCGGAGAAGGAGCUGGUCACCCUUGGGUUCCAGAGUUUACGUGUAAUCAUGAAUGAUGGUCUCUCAACUAUUCCAGCUGAUUGCCUCCAAGUAUGCAUUGAUGUUACUGGGGCAUAUAGUGCACAAAAAACUGAGUUGAAUAUAAGUUUGACUGCCAUAGGAAUUUUGUGGACAUCUACUGAUUUUAUUGCGAAGGACCUUUUAUACCAGCCAAUAGAGGACAUAGUGCUUCAAGAUGUGCAUGUAAAUACCCAGCUAAUAAAUAACAAGAAGGAGGAUAUAGUUGAUCAUGAUAAGCUGCUAUUCUCAGUGUUCUCAUUGCUACAUAAUUUGGGGGCAGAUGAGAGGCCAGAGGUUAGAAACUCUGCUGUCCGUACACUUUUCCAGACACUUGGAAGUCAUGGGCAAAAGCUUUCCAAGAGUAUGUGGGAGGAUUGUCUCUGGAAUUAUGUUUUUCCUACACUUGAUCGUGCUUCACACAUGGCUGCAACAUCUUCUAAAGAUGAAUGGCAUGGGAAAGAACUAGGAACUCGAGGUGGAAAAGCUGUACAUAUGCUCAUACAUCACAGUCGUAACACAGCUCAGAAACAGUGGGACGAGACAAUUGUGCUGGUGCUUGGUGGAAUAUCACGACUAUUACGUUCAUUUUUCCCCCUACUUAGAGUUUUAAGAAAUUUUUGGUCUGGAUGGCAAUCUUUGCUUCAUGUUGUUAAGAACAGUAUUCUAUGUGGUAGCAAAGAGGUUGCUCUUGCUGCAAUAAACUGUUUACAGUCAACUAUUCUUUCACAUUCUCCCAAGGGAAAUCUGCCAUUGCCAUACCUUCAAUCGGUACUUGAAGUUUAUGACUCUGUUCUUCAAAAGUCGGCAAACUACAGUGGUGAUGCAGCAAUCAAGGCAAAACAGGAGAUUAUACAUGGUCUUGGCGAAAUAUAUGUACAAGCGCAAGAACUAUUUGAUGGUGGCAUGUAUACACAGUUGCUGGUGGUCAUAGAUUCAGCUAUCACAGAAGCCAACGUUGCUAAUCAGAACUUCGAAGCUGAAUUUGGACAUGUUCCCCCCAUGCAACGAACUGUGUUGGAAAUAUUACCCUUGUUAAGUCCACCUAAGCACCUUUCUCCUAUGUGGUCCCUCUUUCUUCAAAAUUUUUUGCAAUAUCUUCCAAGAUCUGAAUCUCUACUGGAUGAGGGAGAGGAUGCUGAGAAAGGAAACACCACAUCCCAAAGGCCAGACAGUAAAAAGAUUCCCUUAGUUUCCAAUGGCACUGCUUCUGUACCUACAAACAGAUUACAUGAUUCUUCUAGGAGCUCUGUGUCAACUGCAUCUGGGAUUGUGGACAGCUCACAUCAUCUAUUUGCAGAGAAGCUUAUUCCUAGGCUUGUAGAUCUUUUCUUACAGGCUCCAGCUGGAGAGAAGUAUAGUAUAUAUCCUGAUAUUAUUCAGAGUCUAAGAAGAUGCAUGACAACAAGACGAGACAAUCCUGAUGGUGCACUUUGGCGAUCAGCAGUUGAAGGUUUCAAUCGUAUACUGAUUGAUGAUGUCAGCAACUUACCAAGCUGUGGACCUGACCUAGCAACUCAUAGACCUGCAAGAAUACGAAUGUGGAAAGAAGUUGCCGAUGUUUAUGAGAUAUUCCUAGUUGGUUAUUGUGGUCGUGCCCUUGCUAGUGAAUCCCUCUCUGCAGCAUCACUAAAAGCGGAUGAGUUGACUGAGAUGAAUAUCUUAGACAUUUUGGGUGACAAAUUACUCAAGUCAGAGCUAGAUGCGCCACACAAUAUUUUACAACGUCUGGUAAAUACCCUGGAUCGCUGUGCAUCACGUACAUGUUCCUUGCCGGUUGACUUGGUAGAACGCAUUCCAUUACACUGCGGCAGGUUCUCGUUGGCUUGCUUGCAUAAGUUAUUUACAUUAAGCAGUUUUAACUACGAAGCAACUGAAUGGAAUGCCACUAGCUCUGAAGUUAGCAAGAUUUCUGUAAUGAUUCUCAUGAUGAGAUGUGAGUACAUAGUAAAAAGGUUUCUGGCAGACGAGAUUGAUCUAGGUGAACGUCAUUUACCGCAAGCAAGAGUUGAGGAAACUACUUUUGUUCUUCAAGAGUUGGCCCGCCUUGUUAUUCAUACAGACACUUCAUCUGUUUUCCCUUUACAUCCAUGCCUAAAGGAAGGACUACUAGAGAAGAACAAUGGAAGGCGUCAACAUUUGUUCGUUCUUUUUCCAUCCUUCUGUGAGCUUGUUGUAUCAAGGGAAGCUAGGGUAAGAGAGCUAGUUCAAGUAUUACUUAGGUUGAUCACAGGAGAAUUGGCACUGGAUAAGAUUACUUUAAGCAGUUAAUUACAGAACAAUGUAGAUGUACUUGUACAUUCCCUUUACAUGCUGAAUCUCUUUCUUGCCCACCAGUUUUCAGUCAUACGUCGUAGAGUUAUCUGUACAUCAAUCCAAAGUGUAAAAUUAUCUUCUUUGUAUUUAAUUUUUCUGUUUCUUCUUUCCCAUAUUUGUAUCUUUUAGUCCCCACACUUUCCACAGCCUUUUCUGUUUCUGUAAGCUCGUUAUUUAGGGUGCAGGAAAAUGUGUACAGCUGUUAUAUCAGUUAAUGCAAAACUGUGUUCUAUAUAUUUGUGAAGGAGUUGAAUAAGAAUUAUUGAUUUAUGA
This is a messenger RNA of Daucus carota subsp. sativus, 5361 nucleotides long. RefSeq lists its product as uncharacterized. Bases 154 to 5043 code for a protein of 1629 amino acids. The transcript is spliced from 44 exons. The record is from RefSeq and is a predicted model, not a curated record. NCBI's taxonomy places the organism in Eukaryota, Viridiplantae, Streptophyta, Magnoliopsida, Apiales, Apiaceae.